UGACCCACCACAUCAAAGUGACACAAGAACCAUUUACAUAGCCAACAGGUUUCCUCAGAAUGGCCUUUACACACCUCAGAAAUUUAUAGAUAACCGGAUCAUUUCAUCUAAGUAUACUGUGUGGAAUUUUGUUCCAAAAAAUUUAUUUGAACAAUUCAGAAGAGUGGCAAACUUUUAUUUUCUUAUUAUAUUUUUGGUUCAGCUUAUGAUUGAUACACCUACCAGUCCAAUUACCAGUGGACUUCCAUUAUUCUUUGUGAUAACAGUAACCGCCAUAAAGCAGGGCUAUGAAGAUUGGUUACGACAUAACUCAGAUAAUGAAGUAAAUGGAGCUCCUGUUUAUGUUGUUCGAAGUGGUGGCCUUGUAAAAACUAGAUCAAAAAACAUUCGGGUGGGUGAUAUUGUUCGAAUAGCCAAAGAUGAAAUUUUUCCUGCAGAUUUGGUGCUUCUGUCCUCAGACCGACCUGAUGGUUCAUGUCACGUUACAACUGCAAGUUUGGAUGGAGAAACUAACCUGAAGACACAUAUGGCAGUUCCAGAAACAGCAGUAUUACAAACAGUUGCCAGUUUGGACACACUAGUAGCCGUAAUAGAAUGCCAGCAACCAGAAGCAGACUUGUACAGAUUCAUGGGACGAAUGAUAAUAACUCAACAAAUGGAAGAAAUUGUAAGACCUCUGGGACCUGAGAGUCUCCUGCUUCGUGGAGCUAGAUUAAAAAACACAAAAGAAAUUUUUGGUGUUGCUAUAUACACCGGGAUGGAAACUAAGAUGGCAUUAAAUUACAAGAGCAAGUCACAGAAACGAUCUGCAGUAGAAAAGUCAAUGAAUACAUUUUUGAUAAUUUAUCUAAUAAUUCUUAUUUCUGAAGCCAUCAUCAGCACUAUCUUGAAAUAUGCAUGGCAAGCUGAAGAAAAAUGGGAUGAACCUUGGUAUAACCAAAAAACAGAACAUCAGAGAAAUAGUAGUAAGAUUCUGAGAUUUAUUUCGGACUUCCUUGCUUUUUUGGUACUCUACAAUUUCAUCAUUCCAAUUUCAUUAUAUGUGACAGUUGAAAUGCAGAAAUUUCUUGGAUCUUUUUUUAUUGGCUGGGAUCUUGAUCUGUAUCAUGAAGAAUCAGAUCAGAAAGCUCAAGUCAAUACUUCCGAUCUGAAUGAAGAGCUUGGACAGGUGGAGUAUGUGUUUACAGAUAAAACUGGUACACUGACAGAAAAUGAGAUGCAGUUUCGGGAAUGUUCAAUUAAUGGCAUGAAAUUCCAAGAAAUCAAUGGUAGACUUGUACCGGAAGGACCAACACCAGACUCUUCAGAAGGAAACUUAUCUUACCUUAGUAGUUUAUCCCAUCUUAACAACUUAGCCCAUCUUACAACCAGUUCUUUUAGAACCAGUCCUGAAAAUGAAACUGAACUAGUUAAAGAACAUGAUCUCUUUUUUAAAGCAGUCAGUCUCUGUCACACUGUACAGAUUAGCAAUGUUCAGGCUGACUGCUUUGGUGAUGGUCCCUGGCAGUCCAACCUGGCACCCUCCCACUUGGAGUACUACGCAUCUUCGCCAGAUGAGAAGGCACUAGUAGAAGCUGCUGCAAGGAUUGGUGUUGUAUUUAUUGGCAAUUCUGAAGAAACGAUGGAAGUUAAAACACUUGGAAAACUGGAACGAUACAAAUUGCUUCAUAUUCUGGAAUUUGAUUCAGAUCGUAGGAGAAUGAGUGUAAUUGUUCAGGCACCUUCAGGUGAGAAGUUACUAUUUGCUAAAGGAGCUGAAUCAUCAAUUCUCCCAAGAUGUAUAGGUGGAGAAGUAGAAAAAACCAGAAUUCAUGUAGAUGAGUUUGCUUUGAAAGGGCUAAGAACUCUGUGUAUAGCCUAUAGACAAUUUACAUCAAAAGAGUAUGAGGAAAUAGAUAGACGUCUAUUUGAAGCAAGAACUGCCUUACAGCAACGGGAAGAAAAAUUGGCAGAUGUCUUCCAGUUCAUAGAGAAAGAUCUGGUUUUACUGGGAGCUACAGCUGUGGAAGACAGACUACAAGAUAAAGUUCGAGAAACUAUUGAAGCAUUAAGAAUGGCUGGUAUCAAAGUAUGGGUACUCACUGGAGACAAACAUGAAACAGCUGUUAGUGUCAGUUUAUCUUGUGGACAUUUUCAUAGAACCAUGAACAUUCUUGAACUUAUAAACCAGAAAUCAGACAAUGAGUGUGCUGAACAAUUGAGGCAACUUGCCAGAAGAAUUACGGAGGAUCAUGUGAUUCAGCAUGGGCUGGUUGUAGAUGGGACCAGCCUGUCUCUUGCCCUCAGGGAGCAUGAAAAACUAUUCAUGGAAGUUUGCAGAAAUUGUUCAGCUGUAUUAUGCUGCCGUAUGGCACCACUGCAGAAAGCAAAAGUAAUAAGACUGAUAAAAAUCUCACCUGAGAAACCUAUCACCUUGGCUGUUGGUGAUGGUGCUAAUGAUGUAAGCAUGAUACAGGAAGCUCAUGUUGGCAUAGGAAUCAUGGGUAAAGAAGGAAGACAGGCUGCAAGAAACAGUGACUAUGCAAUAGCCAGAUUUAAAUUCCUCUCCAAAUUGCUUUUUGUUCAUGGUCAUUUUUAUUAUAUUAGGAUAGCUACCCUUGUACAGUAUUUUUUUUAUAAGAAUGUGUGCUUUAUCACACCCCAAUUUUUAUAUCAGUUCUACUGUUUGUUUUCUCAACAAACAUUGUAUGACAGCGUGUACCUGACUUUAUACAAUAUUUGUUUUACUUCCUUACCUAUUCUAAUAUAUAGUCUUUUGGAACAACAUAUAGACCCUCAUGUAUUACAGAACAAGCCCACCCUCUAUCGAGACAUUAGUAAAAAUCGUCUCUUAAGCAUUAAAACAUUUCUUUAUUGGACCAUCCUGGGUUUCAGCCAUGCCUUUAUUUUCUUUUUUGGAUCCUAUUUUCUAAUGGGGAAAGAUAUAUCUCUGCUUGGAAAUGGUCAGAUGUUUGGAAACUGGACAUUUGGCACUUUGGUCUUCACAGUCAUGGUUAUUACAGUUACAGUAAAGAUGGCUUUGGAAACUCAUUUUUGGACUUGGAUCAACCAUCUUGUUACCUGGGGAUCUAUUAUAUUUUAUUUUGUAUUUUCUUUGUUUUAUGGAGGGAUUCUCUGGCCAUUUUUGGGCUCCCAGAAUAUGUACUUUGUGUUUAUUCAGCUCCUGUCAAGUGGUUCUGCUUGGUUUGCCAUAAUCCUCAUGGUUGUUACAUGUCUAUUUCUUGACAUCGUAAAGAAGGUGUUUGACCGACACUUCUAUCCUACAAGUACUGAGAAGGCACAGCUUACUGAAGCAAAUUCAAGUAUCAAGUGCUUGGACUCCAUGUGCUGUUUCCCAGAAGGAGAAGCAGCGUGCGCAUCUGUUGGAAGAAUGCUGGAACGAGUUAUAGGAAGAUGUAGUCCGACCCACAUCAGCAGAUCAUGGAGUGCAUCGGAUCCUUUCUAUACCAACGACAGGAGCAUCUUGACUCUCUCCACAAUGGACUCAUCUACUUGUUAAAGGGCCAGUAGUACUUUGUGGGAGCCAUUUCCCCUCCUUUCCCAAAUUUCAGUGUGAUCAUCCUGUUAAUAGCCAUGUUAGCUCUGACAUUACUUUUUGAAAUCUCUGGAAUAGUUCAGACCCACUCAGAGCUAUAAUGGCACACAAACAGAAAGCAUCAACACCACCCCUAGUAUAGCCCUCCCACCCCCACUAAUUUGAAUCUGAGCAUGUUAAAAUUUGUGAAUAAAGAGACAUUUUCCAUCUCUUUGUCUGGUUUGUCCCUUAUGCUAAUGGGACUCCUUAAGGGCAUUUCAGCCUCUUGCUGAGGCCACUAUAUUUUACUAUCAAGAUAGAAAAGAGAUAAACCUAGUUAUGUGUAUUUUUUAGGAUUAGCUUGGUUAAUGACUUCUAUUUAAAUCUGCUUCUGUAAAUUAUGCUGAAAGUUUGCCUUGAGAACUCUAUUUUUUUAUUAGAGUUAUAUUUGAAGCUUUUCAUGGGAAAAGUUAAUGUGAAUAGUGAAGAAUCUGGGUCCCUCAGUGACCUGUGUUGUUCGUUCAUUAAUGCUUUCUAAGUGCACAGAGCAAAUUAGAAGAAUAAUUUUCAACCAUUAUUUACCACGGUAUGGGUAGUAAAUUUCUACCAGUACCAGAUUCCUCUGACUGUACUGUAAUACAGCCUGUAAAGUUUGCAACAUAAAUGCAAAGAUAUAUCAUAUCUGAUAUAUUAAUCAGGAAUCGGGUCCAUUCACCAAAUUUCAAAUUGAUGUUUAUUCACAUUUUGUGGCAGAAUAUGAAGACCCUAUAAAUGGGUAAAUUAGAUACAUUAGCAUAUUAUUAAUUUAAUGUCUUUAUCAGAUCUUUUGCAUGCUUUAAUCUGAUUAAUAUAUUUAAAUUUGCUUUUUUCCUCUAUCUGAAGGCUCUGUAUAUAGUAUUUGAUGAUAAUGUUGUAAAGUUCAACUAUGUCAAUAAUAAACAAGUUUGGACAGUAUUUAAGUAUUGCAAAUACUUUUAAUUAUACAAAUCAAAAUAUUGUGGAUAAUUAAAUCAAUAAAGAGAAGAGACUCUUUCUGUGGCCAACUUAGAAUUGCUCUUGUCGUUCUGUAAGCUAGACUUUAGAAUAAAGGGUUUCAGUUAAGAAUCUUGUUAUUUUUAGGUUAGCAUUUGUUGUCUAAGUUACAGCAGACUACCACAGUGAAGUGAAUUCUGCCCUGUGUCCCAUUAUAAAGUAUAUUGUCAGGUGUGACUAUGGAAUGUAAAUGAAACAAAGUCUGAAAUACUAAAUUUGUAUCAGGUCGUGACAGCAAUAAAUUAAAAUGCUAAGAAUGAUUAAUCAAGUACAUGUUACCAUAAUUAACUCAUUGCACUUCAAAACUUAAUUUCCAUCCUAAAUAUAUCAUAUAGAUUCAGUAUUAUAAUUUGUUUUUGGUUUUUUAAGAAGUAAUGUUUUAAGAUUUAGAAAUUAGUUUAAGAACUAUUACCCAGCUCUACACAAAUAAUGAUUGUAUGCCUAUUUAGAAUUGUAAGGAAAUGGAUAAAUGAGGUUUGCUAGAUUUUUCCUUGAAAAUGUAAUAAUUCCUUUAUGGAAAUGUAUUAUGCAACCUUGCACCCCUUCUAGUUUCAUGAUAAGCCUUCUAGAAUUGGACUGGUAGGAAAAGAGUGGCAGAACUAAGAUUUAAGACUUUACCUUUUUUUGUGGUAAACUAUUUCAUGCUGAUAUGACAUUUGUUUGUUUCGAUAAUACAAAGAUACUAAAUUCUUAAUUGUAGGCUAAAUAUUGAUUUUCAAAAAUAGCCCAUUAACUUAGAUGUUCCAGAGUUGGGUUUAGGAAGAUCUGUUAUUCUGGAAAUACUUUCAAGGGAUAAUAUAGUAUACAAUAUACACAUUCACUAAUUCAUGUUCCAGAAGAGGAAAUAUUGUAGAAAUAUUCAGAGUAGUUUAAUAGAGGAUGAUAUGGAAUUUGCUUUCUUGUCGAGUAUCUUGUAAAACAUACAUACAGCAAAAUGAUAUUCAGGCCUGCAUCCUACCUACCUUUUGGGGUUUGUUUGCCAUCAGACUGACUGCUGACACGAAAGAGGGACCACAAAGUCCUCAAGCAGUCUGUGACCAAACGCAGCAAGACAGGAGGUCAGCUAGCCCGUGUGGUACUGAGAGUGACAGGAUUUUCUGCACUCCGCAUUUGAGGCUAGUUAAGGGGAACUUCAUUUCCAAAAAGUAAAGCAAAUGGUGUCCACCGGUGCACUCAUUCUACUUGUUCAAAACCUACUCUAUUUUUAAAGGAAGAUUGCCUUGUAAUUUUAAGAGAAGAGUUUUCUCCUAUUUAUUGAAAAAAGUGAUAGGGCAAUAUACAAGCUUUCAUCAUUUGGUAGUGUUCAUAUUCAUCUCAUAAAAUUACUACUAUAUAACCAGUAAUUACGAGAAGUUUCCCUGUUGCGUUGGAAAGUGUGAUGUUGAGAAUUAACUUAUUCUUAUCUGCCAAAGCCAGAAUAAGAUGCUAAAUGUAUUAUUUAAGUUAAUCGCGGGUCUCAAAGCUGUCUGCCACACUCGCCUGCCUUUGCCUAGUCUGCGGCUGUAAGCCUGGAGAUAGUGCAAGACCAAGUCCGCUUCCAGAAUUGGUGACUCAGCACCCCACCUCGGCUUAGCGAGUGUAGACUCACUCUGGCAGGAGCAGAGGUGAGAAAGGCUUGCUGUGGCGCUGAGGAGAGAGAGGGAGAGAGGUUACAGUCUGCAUUUCCCACCUGCCCUCCUCGGGUUUGAAGCGCCAUGAUGUCCACGGGCUUCCAGACCUGAGCCAAACCCAGGCCUCUCCUGAAGAGCAGAUGAAACCGAGGCAAAUCCCGUUAGGAAACACCUGCACGCGGACCUAUUAUUAGUACCGGGACAGAAGUCAUUUCUAGUGCAGAAGAUGGUUUGAACUUGUUUGGUAGCUUGAGAGCCCUGAUAAGCAGAAAUCAAGGCCUCUAAAAAAUUGACAACGAAGAGCAGAAAGUUUUAAAAGUAUACGACUCUGAAUGUCACUUGGAGGCUGGGGAAAGGGAAAAAUCUUUCAUGUUUGCGUUUUUCCUGUAAAAAUCAGUUUGGAGUUUGAUAUAAGCGGGUAUUAAUAAAAGUAACACACCAAAGAGUUCAUGAAAAACAUGUUUAAACUUUGGUCCCCAUUUAUAGACGUUUUUAUUUGUCUCUUGAAAUGAGUUAUCUAUUUUCAUAAAAUUAAAACAUUCUUAAAGUGCUGUUUUAUGCGAUAUAACUUGAAUAAUAUUCCUACGUAAAAUAGAUCGUAAUGAAUGACAUGUUUGUAAUGACCAUGAGGGUGGAUUUUUGUGAGGAAUGAGUAGCUGGAAAUAUUGUAGCAAAACUUAGUCUAGAGUUUUGGACCUCAGACACUGUGGCCGGCUCAUGUGAUCCUUGGAAAAUUAUCUGCAUUGUUGGUAAAUGUAGUACAUUUGUGCAGCUCUCAUAAUUUUUUAACGUUUAUGAAGUUAUAUUUAUCAAAUAAAAGUUUUCCUAUAUA
Molecule: messenger RNA, 6988 nt
Organism: Carlito syrichta (Philippine tarsier)
Lineage: Eukaryota; Metazoa; Chordata; Mammalia; Primates; Tarsiidae
Gene: ATP11B
Product: ATPase phospholipid transporting 11B (putative)
Exons: 29
Coding region: 206-3499 (1097 amino acids)
Biological process (GO): phospholipid translocation
Cellular component (GO): endoplasmic reticulum; trans-Golgi network; recycling endosome
Molecular function (GO): ATP binding; ATPase-coupled intramembrane lipid carrier activity; ATP hydrolysis activity
Source: RefSeq, a predicted model, not a curated record